This is a messenger RNA of Pseudozyma hubeiensis SY62, 822 nucleotides long. Its product is annotated as ATP-dependent DNA helicase. The transcript has a single exon. NCBI's taxonomy places the organism in Eukaryota, Fungi, Basidiomycota, Ustilaginomycetes, Ustilaginales, Ustilaginaceae. Gene Ontology annotation, molecular function: 3'-5' DNA helicase activity; nucleic acid binding; ATP binding. Bases 1 to 822 code for a protein of 273 amino acids. The record is from RefSeq and is a predicted model, not a curated record. Gene Ontology annotation, cellular component: cytoplasm; chromosome. Gene Ontology annotation, biological process: double-strand break repair via homologous recombination.
AUGGACGACGACGACUUCGAAGUCGUCUCCCCGACGCUAGACGGUACCGGACAGAACGGCUCGAAUCCCUCCGCAUCCAACGGAAAACAAAAGGAGAUCAUCUACGAUCAAGAGGUCGCUGCCAAGCUCGAAGAUCUUGACGCCGAGAUCGAUUCCGUCCAGAAGCAGAUCGUCGAGCUGCAAAAGCUCAAAGACUCUGUACUGCGCGAAAGGCGCAAUGUGUACAACGCCUACCUCAAAUCGCUGCGCCCGGAAGGCUCUGGCUCCAGUCGCAUAUUAGGUACCGACUAUACUGUCUCUACUUUUUCCUGGAGCGACGAUAUCCGACUCGCCGCCAUGUCGGUAUUUGGCAUCCCCUCCUUCCGCUUUUGUCAAGAGGCGGUCAUUAAUGCCGCUUUGGACGGUCGGAACGCCGUCGUAGUCAUGCCAACAGGAGGCGGUAAAUCGCUAUGCUAUCAGCUUCCCGCUAUCCUCAAGCCAGGUCUCACCCUCGUCGUGUCCCCUCUGAUCUCGCUCAUGACCGACCAGGUCUUCCACCUCCAAGAAGUCGGCAUCGAGUCUGAGCUGUUGUGUGGAAGCACUUCUCGAGAGGACUCCAAUGCCAUUCUCAAGCAGAUCCGACAUGGACCCGCCUCCGAUGAUCAACAAGCUACCGUGACUGCGUCCAAAACCCGCAGGAAUCAGCAUCAGACUGACGGCAUCAAGUUACUCUACGUCACGCCGGAGCGCAUCGCAAAGUCCAAAACAUGUCUGUCCGCCUUACAGAGCGCCUACGAGCAAGGAAGACUGUCACGCAUCGUGAUCGACGAAGCCCGUAAGUAA